UCGACGGCGGCGGUAGCCGUGGCAGCAGCGGCCGCGCCGGCUCCGGGCUCGCCGGGUGGGCUCAGUUCCGCUCCCGCAGGAGCCGAGCGCGGGGACCCGGACCAGGACCUGCUGCAGCGGCGGCCGCCAGCCGCUCCGGAGCGCGCGGCUCUCCCAGGCCGGCCGGCCCACUCCAUGCCGCUGGGCGGCGGCGGGGUCCCGGGGCCAGGCGGCGGCGGCCCGGCGCGCGGGAGGCCGGGGCUCGGCCCCCUGCGGCACUAGGCUCGGCGCGGCGCGCCCGCCGCAGCCUGCAUGCCCCGCGCUGCGCCUCGCCUGCCCGCCCCGCCGCGGCCGGGCGCCGGAGUAAUAUGCUCACGCGGGUGAAAUCUGCCGUGGCCAAUUUCAUGGGCGGCAUCAUGGCUGGCGGCUCCGGCUCCGAGCACGGCGGCGGAGGCUCGGACCUGCCCCUGCGCUUCCCCUACGGGCGGCCCGAGUUCCUGGGGCUGUCUCAGGACGAGGUGGAGUGCAGCGCCGACCACAUCGCCCGCCCCAUCCUCAUCCUCAAGGAGACCCGGCGGCUGCCCUGGGCCACUGGCUACGCAGAGGUAAUCAAUGCUGGGAAGAGCACACACAAUGAAGACCAAGCCAGCUGCGAGGUGCUCACUGUGAAGAAGAAAGCGGGGGCCAUCAUCUCAACCCCAAACAGGAACUCAGCCAAGAGACGGUCCUCCCUUCCCAAUGGGGAGGGGCUGCAGCUGAAGGAGAAUGCGGACUCGGACGGCGUUUCCUGCCACUACUGGUCGCUGUUCGACGGGCACGCGGGCUCGGGGGCGGCGGUGGUGGCGUCCCGCCUGCUGCAGCAUCACGUCACGGAGCAGCUGCAGGACAUCGUGGAGGUCCUGAAGAACACGGCCGUGCUGCCGCCCACCUGCCUGGGCGAGGAGCCCGAGGCCACGCCGGCCGCCCGCACGCUGACCCGGGCCGCGUCUCUGCGCGGAGGCGUGGGCGCCCCCGGCUCGCCCGGCACCCCGCCCGCGCGCUUCUUCACCGAGAAGAAGAUCCCCCACGAGAGCCUGGUCGUCGGGGCCUUGGAGAGCGCCUUCAGGGACAUGGACCUACAGAUAGAACGAGAGAGGAGUUCCUAUAACAUAUCUGGCGGCUGCACUGCCCUCGUUGUGGUUUGCCUUUUGGGGAAGCUGUAUGUGGCAAAUGCUGGGGAUAGCAGGGCCAUAAUCAUCAGAAAUGGAGAAAUCAUCCCCAUGUCUUCGGAAUUCACCCCCGAGACUGAGCGCCAGCGACUUCAGUACCUGGCAUUCAUGCAGCCUCACUUGCUGGGAAAUGAGUUCACACAUUUGGAGUUUCCAAGGAGAGUUCAGAGAAAGGAACUUGGAAAGAAGAUGCUCUACAGGGACUUUAAUAUGACGGGCUGGGCAUACAAAACCAUUGAGGAUGAUGACUUGAAGUUUCCCCUUAUAUAUGGAGAAGGCAAGAAGGCCCGAGUAAUGGCAACUAUUGGAGUGACCAGGGGACUUGGGGACCAUGACCUGAAGGUGCAUGACUCCAACAUCUACAUAAAACCAUUCCUGUCUUCAGCUCCAGAGGUAAGAAUCUACGAUCUCUCCAAAUAUGAGCAUGGAGCAGACGAUGUGCUGAUCCUGGCCACGGACGGACUCUGGGAUGUCUUAUCAAAUGAAGAAGUGGCAGAAGCAAUCACUCAGUUUCUUCCUAACUGUGAUCCAGAUGACCCUCACAGGUACACACUGGCAGCUCAGGACCUGGUGAUGCGUGCCCGCGGCGUCCUGAAGGACAGAGGAUGGCGGAUAUCCAAUGACCGACUGGGCUCAGGAGACGACAUCUCUGUAUAUGUCAUUCCUUUAGUACAUGGAAACAAACUGUCAUGAAAACGGCCCGGGGGUUGGGAGGACAGCAGGGAAGAAAGCUGGGACGCUUCUUGGCACAGCGGGGCCUGGAAGGGCCCCGGCGGAGAUCCAGAGGAUGCCAGCUCUUCUCGGCCCAGGUGGGGAGUCUGCACCAAAAGGCCUCUGGCUGUGUGUCAUGAUGACCCUUAGGCUUCAGUUUCCUCUUUAGUGACAGGUCUGGAUACUCAACAAGAGCAAAACGUAAAGGCUGCUACUGAGUGCUGUGUUUCUUUUGGUUCCCUUCAUAGGCCUCCUCGGUGGCCACUGCCUGUUUUGGGCACAUACAUCAUAUUUAUUUUAUCUAGAGUAGCUGGGGCAGCCAUUUUCAGGUAUAACUGGCAGAAGACUCUUCGGCCGGUCAAGCUGCCAACUUCUCUACGGGUUAAAAGUGCUGCAUUGGAAAGUUGGGGAUCACGCCUCAGAAAGUGUAAGCACCCACCUUCUAGUAAGCCUGAGAUUUAUUUCAGGGAACGCUAUGUGUGUGUAUGUGUGUGUGUGUGUGUAUGUGUGUGUGUGUGUGUCUUCUUUUAUGGUGAUGGUGGGGUGAGGUGGGAUUUUUUUUUUUUACUCCUUGAAUCUUAAUUGUUUCCCUUCCAUAGAGCAGGCUGCGACUUCCCAACCCCUUGCUGAGGAAUGUGUGUGUCAAAGUCCAGCUGGGGCUGUGGCCAUAUGUGGUAGCCCACACCACCCUGGCAGCCUUCUGGAGAAGUGCUCUGGCUGAGAGAGGGCUGUCUUUGUUGUGUAACAAGCUGUUCCCUGAGUUGCAUUUUCUCACCAAAUCAUGUGUUUUCGUGAAAAUAUGGGUGUUUCUUUGGACCAACAGUCCCUCUUUGGUCUUCAAGGGUCCCCCUUGUAUGGCUUGAGGUUUCUGAGAGUCUGGGUUUUUGUUUCUGGAAUGGUUGGCCGUCCCCCACCUGCUGUGCUAUGGGGACACAGAUGAAGCAAUGUUUAAGAGAGCAGCUGAGGAAGUUCCUUGUAUCGCUCAGUUCACCUGACCUCCUUUGAGAACCAUUCCGCCAUUUUGGCUCUGGGUUUGAUGGGCCGUGACUGUCCCCAAGCCCACUCCAAACAACAAGUAAGCAUCAGAGUUCUAUCAAGAGCAGCAGUUCUACUCUCCUCAUCCUCUUUGGGCAAGUCCCACUCAGAAUGGCUAUUUGACCAAAGUGAAUUUGAAGUGGGCUGACUGGUCAUUCUCAUGCCAUGUGCUCUUUUCUCCAUGGAAUCACAUCCCAGCCACUCCAGAACUGAGACCCCUCUUCCCACUGUCGCUCCACCUCUGAGUGAUCCUCACUUGAGCAGCAGCAGACACUAGAUCUACCUGCUGCUUCUCUGCCAGGAGGAAUCACAAAAUGCAUUGUUAGAAAUCACUUUUCUCUCACAGGCAGACUGAUGCUGUGCACCCGGGGGGAAAUGUAAAGCAAAGACCAGUCUUCUUCCUGCAGACGUCCUGUGGUGUCAUCCGCCAUCUUGACAACUUUGUGUAAUUAAAACAUCCUUCCCACCAAAUAAAGAAACAGGUCAUUGGUGUGAUCCCCAGAAAUGCUGGAGAGCCAACUCCAGUUCUCAUGUUUGUUUGAAUCCCUUCCCCAGAGGAGAGGAGAGAAACCUUUCCUCCAGGAGAGUUUAUUGCCUGCAUUCCUGGAGUUGUAGCUAUUCCCUCAGGAGAGGCCCGAAGCCUUCCUACUCAGGAAAGACCAUCCACAGUGUAGAAACAAUGCCCUGUCUGGCCAGUGAAGUACUGGGGGAGUGCACCCACCAGGUAUUUGCCAAAAUGUUGUCUGGGAAGAACUGGACCACCACCAGGAGUCGUCUUCCCCUGACAGCUCCCCUCCUCCUCCAGUCAGUCCGAGCGACCCCGAACAUCUCUGUGGGGAGAAGUUUGUGGUAAGCCAUUUGCUUCUCUGGCACAAUAUGAUGCUACGGGAAAACAUGCAGGCAUCCUCCAGCAGUGUGGUCCACUUUUUGUUCCUGCCCUGACUCUCAGUCACGUACCAAUUGGAAACUUGAGAAAGUUGUCCGUGGAGGACUUUCCCGCCACAAUCUUUGGGAAGUUUUCCUCACAAGCAGUCACCUGUGUUCCCAUUGCCUUUCAUUUCUUUCCUUUCCUGGGCUUCUGUCUGGGUCCUACCUUGAGCUUCUCUGUCGAGCCACCAGAGUCAGAGUUUGGGUGUAGAUAUCAUGUGGAUGUCAUGACAACCUUCUACUCAAUUCACCAGUUCAUUUACCGCCAAGGCAUGUCUCAGGAAAAACUCUAGAACCCCCUUAUUGAAUUUACCCUAAAGUCUUGAGCAUUUGGUCCUCCUGGUUUUAGUUAGGUAUCUAGGAAUUCUUUUCCUAAGCCCCUCCUUGGGUGAGAUCUUAGGAGCAAGCUGAAGCCAUGUUUUUAUUUGGGGGAUGGUAGGAAAACAACAAAUGAAAUGAAUAAAUCAGAUGUGGAAACAAUGAUUUGUUAAUGCCCAUAGCAAACCUACUGAGCACUGAUAUUGCUCUGUGAAUUGAGCUUACUCGGUUUGGGCCUUAUUGUUCACCCAGGCCCCAUGGCAUUCCCUCCCAGGGCAGUAGCUGUGUCUAUAUAACGAGUCAGCCUUUGGAGCAUUCCUGGAAAGGUCAAAAGGCAACAGGCUCAAAAUUCUGCAGAACAUAUUUAUAUGUGGGUCCGAAAUCUUGUCUAUCUGACUUAUAGCCAAAUCCGCUUGCCCUCAUAGCCUCAGAGGAAGUCUUGUUUAAUAAAAAGCUUUUGAUUUCCUAGUCAAUCUUCAUGCUUGUCUUGGGGGGGGGGGGGGGGUGUGGCCACUGCCUCUAGUGAAAGGCUCUUUCACUUCUAAAUCUCUUUGUUGGGCUGCCCCUGCUCUUCACAAUAUUUGGGGACACUCUUUUAGUUAAAGAGAGCAACUCGCGCUCCAUCCACGCUCUGCAGCAUUGUUCAGGCAACAACCAAACUUUUGUUCUGGCAACACCUGAAAUCGGGACAGUGCCAGCAGCUGGAGGGGCGGAGGGUGUGGUCUGUGGCGGCGUGCUUACCUAAGUGCUGUUCUUGGGGUGGGAAGGGAGAGGUGAAAAUUGGGCGAGGCCGAGUACUCAGCUGUCUAAGGCCACAGAAGUGGGCAUUUCAGUUAUUCCCCACAGUAUACAGCUUUGGGGAAUCUGAGGUGUUUAGUUUUUUAAUUCCUCGUAGCUUACCUCCAUGGGGCUGCUUGCGGCCAGCUGUGCUCACCCUCUGCGGCCUCCUCCAAGUGUUCGCUUCCCGGGAAGCAUUGUGACGGCUGGAGGCAGACACGCGUGGGCGGGGCCGAGAGUCCCGGUUCCCAGGUCUGGCCUCAGGUCUUGGCUGUUCCGGGAGGUGUUCAGUUUACCAAGAGCACAGGCGUGCAAACGCUUGGGAAAAACCUCCCACAUCUUUAAACUUCUGAUUCUCCUCUUGAUUUGCACCUCCUUCCUCAUCCGCCAAUCAACUUGAUUUACAAGCACACAGCGCUCAGUGGUUUGCCUUCCGCCACAUUUUGAGGAUCUGACCUUUCUUUAAGUGGCCCAGCAGCUCCACUGUUUGCAGAGUGACUGGGUUAGGCUUUCAGGAGUCUAUUUUCAGUAAGUUAGUGCUUCUGGGACACUUAAGAAAGCAGUGAGAGUCAUUUUCUAUGCAGAGAACCACCAGGCUGACCCUAAAAGUUACCAGAGCUAAGAAAAUCCUAAAACAGUAUCUGGCCACAGGGCGGAAUUUUACACUAGGAACUUGGGUUUUUGAGGACUUAGAAUUGCAGAGAAAGGUUGCAGCUUGCACGCCACGGCCCCCCUUGCUGAGCAGACGCGGGUUUAUGUGUAGGCGAUGUGGCUGACGUGUGCACACUGGGACUUUUCGAAGGACACUACUCGAGCAGCCCGACUUGCCUCUCCUGCGGCACCACGGCGGCUCUGCGGCAGGUUGGAGGGCCGGGCCGGGAGCACGGCUCUUUCUAAUCCGCGAUGGUGUCUGUGUAAAUAGCUUUCAUUUUUCCUGUGCGUCUUAGAUGAAGUUUUGUUCCUGUAGCGACCAGGUAGACAGUGACCAAAUGAGGCUGUAAACGUGCUGUUGUUUCCUGCUGUGAUGUCCUUGAAGGGGAGCCUCGUGUCCUCCACUCUUCCAAUCUUCCGUAGGAUUUUGUGUUUGCUCGGGGAGUCCCGAGGUUACGCUGUCUCUCCUGUUUUGCCUCCAUUUUCUUUGUUUCUUCUGGAGACCCAGGGAGGCCCACAGUGAAGAUAAUUUGUAAGGAAUGUAUCGUAAGGCGUGGGUUUCCAAAGAUUGCCUCCCUCGGUGAAUGAGCGGAAUCUGCCUGAAGAUGGUUUCAGAACCGUGUACCUUUAUGUUUGUGAUUGUGAAACCUUGACUUUUGUAACCCAAAAAUGAAAACUGUUUAGUAAAGGGGAUCUAUUUUGUGUGUUUUGAAACUUAGGUGCAAUGUUCCCUGGAAAAAGCUAAAGAAAUGUAUAUGCUCGAUGACAUUUUAAAAUAAAAUAUAUAUAUGUAUAUAGGACA
Molecule: messenger RNA, 6408 nt
Organism: Equus quagga
Lineage: Eukaryota; Metazoa; Chordata; Mammalia; Perissodactyla; Equidae
Gene: PPM1H
Product: protein phosphatase, Mg2+/Mn2+ dependent 1H
Exons: 11
Coding region: 348-1880 (510 amino acids)
Biological process (GO): protein dephosphorylation
Molecular function (GO): protein serine/threonine phosphatase activity
Source: RefSeq, a predicted model, not a curated record